This is a messenger RNA of Cynoglossus semilaevis (tongue sole), 3350 nucleotides long. RefSeq names its product ubiquitin conjugating enzyme E2 D4 (gene ube2d4). Lineage: Eukaryota; Metazoa; Chordata; Actinopteri; Pleuronectiformes; Cynoglossidae. The record is from RefSeq and is a predicted model, not a curated record. Bases 249 to 692 code for a protein of 147 amino acids. The transcript has 7 exons.
AGAAACACAGUGAGACAGUGAUGAGAGAAGACGACAAAAUAUAUCGGUUGUUCUCUGUCAGUCUAACGAAAGAUAAAGCUUUGACACUGGUUCUAUUGUAAACGCUGCACUGGGAUCCCAAUAACCUAAAGUCAAAUAAAUGUCGAGGUGAUCGCUACCUCUACACUAAGUGAGGUUUGGAAUUUCGCCUUUUAUGUCUAAAGUGCUAACCGUUAGCUGACGGGCUAGUUAGCGUAGCCAUUGAAGCAAUGGCGUUGAAAAGAAUACAGAAGGAACUUUCAGACCUGCAGAGGGACCCUCCUGCCCAGUGUUCUGCUGGACCAGUUGGGGAUGAUUUAUUUCAUUGGCAGGCCACAAUAAUGGGUCCGAGUGACAGCCCCUAUCAAGGUGGAGUGUUUUUUCUUACUAUUCACUUCCCAACAGAUUAUCCAUUUAAACCACCUAAAAUUGCAUUCACGACAAAGAUUUACCACCCUAAUAUCAACAGCAAUGGAAGUAUUUGUCUGGAUAUACUGAGAUCACAAUGGUCCCCUGCCUUAACAGUAUCGAAAGUGUUGUUGUCAAUUUGCUCUCUUCUAUGUGAUCCAAAUCCGGAUGACCCACUGGUACCAGAAAUUGCCCACACAUAUAAAUCUGACAGGGAAAAGUACAACAAAUUAGCAAGAGAAUGGACACACAAGUACGCAGUCUGAAAAUGCCAGGGAGAUCAAAAACACGAAUGAGAACAAAAGAAACAUUUAAUUUGUAACUUGUGGCAAAUGAGCAACUGAGGCAAAAUAAACUUAACAACAGCUCAUGGUUUGGAGAAGGACACAAUAUAAAGAGGUACAGUGCCACCUGGCUUUCUGUGUGUUGAGCUGCUGCCAUGUGCUGCCCUUCAUGACUUGUAUGGAUCUGCUGAGCAGGACCUGAUGGGCUCCUUAAAGCACUCCCAUAUGGAAUACCGGAAAAUUCUUCACAGUCUAUUUCACCACACUUUAAACAGCUUUUUCAGCUUCUGUGUUAAUCACUGUCACUGUUCAUGUGCAUCAUUUUUACUGAAACAGAGCCAUUUCAGUGCACAAUGUGGAAGCUAUACAUUUUAUUUAGUAGAUUGGUUUGCCCUUCAUUUCAAAUGGUUCAGUCAUUCUCACUGGAUGUCUUGUUAUUACUGUAAUUCUUCUCAUUUUAGUGGCCUUUCCUUGUCAUAUCUUUUUCAGAAGGUAUGCAAUUGAGGCAGAAAAUGGUACAGUGCCAUUACCAGCAGCUGAUCUGUUGGCACAUACUGUCUCUUACCUGCUACAAUGUGAAAGAUAUAAAGAAGAAUUGGUCUCCAUCACCCAAUGCAGUUAACAUUACAACCGUACUUAGUUUAUUGACCCUUGCUGUUUACAGCUAACUGGCCCUUGCUUUGCUGUUUUGAGACACCCCCAGGGCCAAUAACAGCAUUCACUGUUUCCUACAGAUGCCCUUUUAUAUCAGUUUUGAGUAGCAGUCCAUGGUUGAUGACCAUAGUGCAUGGAACUCUACUGUUGCAUGACUUGAGAACAUGGCUACUCUUUAGAACCAGAGCUCAGUUGUGUGUCUUCUCUUUAGUGCAAUUACUCAGGUAUUUUACCAACUCAUCAGCUUUUAGUUUCCUCGAUCAAUACGUUGUCAUCGUGCUACUUAAAUAGUACCAUUCUCUAUUUUGGAGAUAUUACAGAGAAGGGUUCAUACAAUGAACAGGCCCAUCUAUAUCUAAUAUUUUAUACAGGCCUAUAGCCUGUUUCUAUCACUUUUCUGAGGGUUUCUUGUCAGUAUCAGUUAAUGGUAGUUAAUUUGGUCACUCAUCCUUUUAAUUUCAGAAACUUAAAACACUCUGGAUGUGAACAGCUGAUAUGCUGCACUAAUAAACCUAUUUGGAAACUUAAGUGAAAGGGGUAUUUGGUUAGUGCAGUGGUCACUUUUACUUGAAAAGGGAACCUUGAUCAAGAUUAACAAUGUGUUGAACAUAGUAAGUAAAACUUUUGUGCUUUUUUGUUCUGAGAUAGCAGUAAAUCUAUCAGUUGGGUGAUAUGAAAUUUUAAAGCAUUUGUUUAUAUUUAUCAUUGUUUGUCAUUUAACAGAAAAUCAAGCUCUAGGUGGCAGAUUUAUGUCAUUGUAACAUUAUCUUGAUCUUUAGGUUUUAUGGUUUUAGGCCUUGUUUUCUCUUUAAAGUCAUCUGAAUUGGACAUGAUAAUAGGAUGUCAUAUUAGUUUAAUGUAACCUGUUGUGACUGUUGCAAAAAAAAUAGAGAGUGCAAUGUUUCAGGUUUUCUUGAAAAUCACUGCUCAUACUUUAUCAAUGCUGCCAAUAAAAAGGGACUUAUGAUUUGUGAAGGGUAAUUGUCGUUCUAUUUGAGGCAUUAGUUAAUGGAACUCACCAGAUAUGUUGUAGUAAUGCAUGAAAACUUUAGUGAAAUUAACAACAAGCUUUAGACAACAGAUAUAGAUUUUUGCUGUUAACUAUCAGAACAAAUUAUCUUGACUUACAGUACAGUACUUUUUGAAUGUAUAUCCUCUUGAUGCAGUUUAAAUAAUUUUACUAACAGAACAUUUGAGGCAUAUUUGUGGCAGAGAUCUUGACAGGUGUCAGCUGGAAAAAGUGCAGGCUUAAAUAAUCAAAUACAGCUCCAUGUUGUCAGGGUGCAUGUUGGACUCACUCGCUCACUAUUCUCACUUACAUAAACUGCAUGGAGCAUUUUUUAAAUAAAUUAUGCCUGUUCUUUUUCAAGAAAUAUGUCAAAAUGGCUGCCUUGCAAAAGACUGUUGAAAUAACAUGCGUAUAAUAGUACUUGUUCAAGUCCUAUGUGCAUUUUUAUUGUUUUAUCAUUUGGCUAUUUAUUUAUUGAAAGCAGAGUAUCGUCCAAUUUUCUGACUUUCUUCAGCCUUUAGUUUUUUAUGUGGAUGAUGCUACGUCCUUGUUCCAAUGAGUUCAAUAGAGAUUAUAUAGGCAGCUUAGCAUGUAUUGCACUCUAAAGUACCUUCUUAGCCAUUUGCAAGAUAUCAGGGAUUUCGUGACGUUUCAUCUGCCCACCACCGCUGUCAAAAAUGUUUAGCCUUAAACCUCAUUUUUUACAUACCCAAAAAAAAUGUCAUAACCCUUAAAUUUGCUGUCAGGGCUAUAUCCUCCAAAUGGGCUAGUCAUUUCAAUAGAAGUCAUGGACAACUGCUUAAACAAAACCAAUAUUGUGUGUUUAACUUUCUUUGCUUGGCUCUCUCUGGACCCAGAAAGAGCAUACUUUGAAGUUAAUUGGACUGCCACCAUGAAUGUUCACCUGUCCACAACAGCCCCAUACACAAAACAUCCAUUUGCAAUGGCAUAAUAUGAAUAAAAUCAAUUUUGGUUUA